GCAGAGCAUUGAAACAGGGACUCCCCUGCGCUUCCAUCAUCUGCAGGGAGGGAAAGAACACUCACACACAUGCACAGCCUCCCACAUACACGUACACACACACACAGUGCUGAGAGCUAGCAAGGGGCUUUAAACAGCUACACACGAAAUAGAGACAAAGGAACUGUAACCUGCCACAAUGGAGGAAAACAUGGAUGAAUCGCAAAACCAGAAAGGCUGUAAGGAGUGCUGUGAGCGAUGUGUGGGCAGCCUACCCUGGGCCUCUCUCAUAGCUACUAUUCUCCUCUACAUGGGUGUGGCCUUGUUCUGUGGGUGUGGCCACGAGGCUUUGAGCGGCACUGUCACCAUCCUCCAGAACUACUUUGAGGUCAUCAGAACCCCAGGAGAAACGCUGGAUGUGUUUACCAUUAUUGACAUCCUGAAGUACAUCAUCUAUGGUCUUGCAGCUGGAUUCUUUGUGUUUGGAGUCCUGUUGCUGGUGGAGGGCUUUUUCACCACUGGAGCCAUUAGGGAUCUCUAUGGAGAGUUCAAGAUUACUGCUUGCGGACGCUGCCUGACUGCAUUUCUGAUGUUCGUGGCUUACCUGUUCUUCCUGGUAUGGCUCGGAGUGACAGCAUUCACCAGCCUGCCAGUCUUCAUGUACUUCAAUAUCUGGUCCAUGUGUCAGAACACCACCUUGGUGGAGGGAGCCAACCUUUGCCUGGACCUGCGUCAGUUUGGAGCAGUGACCAUCUCUGAGGAGAGGAAGGUGUGUACAGGAUCUGAGAAGUUUUUCAAGAUGUGUGAAUCCAAUGAGCUGGACUUGACCUUUCAUCUGUUUGUGUGCGCACUGGCAGGAGCAGGAGCUGCUGUCAUUGCCAUGGUCCAUUUCCUCAUGGCUCUAGCUGCUAACUGGGGCUAUCUGAAGGAUGCCAGCCGGAUGCAGAAGUACGAAGACAUCAAGUCAAAGGAGGAACAGGAGCUGCAUGACAUCCACUCUACACGCUCCAAAGAACGCCUCAAUGCCUACACAUAAGCACACAACUACGAGAAAUGGUACACAUAAAUACCUGUCAGACACACAGAAGAUGAUACAUGCACACACGCACUCACAUACACAUGGCCAGACACAAGCCUAAGGAUAGUAGACACAUAAAUGAAAAAAACAACCCAAACAUGCAUUCAGACACACAAAUAAAGACAUGAAUAGGCAGAAAUUAGUUGAUGAAAAAUGAAUAUAAACAAACACCAUUAUCAUCCUUGUGUCGGCAGUAGAUCAUUGAGUCAGGUUUAGACUUUGGCAUCCAUCAUGUGGGUUUACUCCAAACAUACUUUUAACCUUGACAUCUGCCUUAAAAUAAAAGGAAGCUUUUAGCUUUAACUUAAAAGUGAAAAUUAUCCCAAAAUAACCAGCAGAGACCACCUUACCAGAGGAAGCAGUGAUGGUGCAGAAGAGUGUGUGUCACUAAAAUUCACUGCCAAGCUAAAUAUACGAUCAAUCUGUCAGAAUAGUUCCAAAAAAUAAAUCUGGCUACACCAGUUUUAAGAGGAUUUCUUAAUAUAAAGGCCUUGAUGUACCAGGAUCAGCCUCAACAUUUUGGUGGAUUUUGGUUAGCUGUUUUAGAAUUAGCAUUCUGCGAUGUGUGAAUAUGCCUUUUCCUUUAUGACUGCAAACAUUUUACUAAAAGAUCCUUGUUUGUGUCAGUGUCAGCUAUACCAGUGCUCAACAGAUCAUCACAACAUGUUGCAGAACUGCUAUGAGCUGUAUGCAUGACACACCAAAGCCAAUAGUCUACAGCAGACACAUGGAUGAGUUUGGUGUUAGUGAGCUCAUCAUUGUGCUGUCCAAAAGGACAGUGUCACUGUAUCCCCCCAACAGCCUCAAUACAUAUUAUCACACAUUAUCUCUCACACACACACACACAAACAUAGAUGUGGCUGAAUGGUUGGUGUUGUGCAGGUAGUGUAGUAUGGUGGUGUCAUGCUGUGUUGUGUCUUUUCGCCACUUUAUGAUGACUGGUACUGCGGAGAAAUAUGGUCCCAGAGGAAAUAUGUACCUCCUGGGUACAAAUGGGUAGCUUUGCUAACUCCCUCCCCUUUUCCCUGCUUUUUCAUCCAACUCCACCACUCCUCUUUAUUCACUCUGUGACCUCUUCAUCUUGAGCCCAGUUUCAUUAGUUGUUCCACACCCAUUCGUAACACAUACUGUACAGACAGGAUAUCCCUCAAGAUUUUUGAAAUUAAAUGCAUUUAAGCAGGCUUAAUUUUUAAUUGUAAUGUUAAGUAGACCAUAUAUUAAGAGAUACAGUAUAUAGAUGAAUUGGUGUCAUAAAUAAUUAAAAAUUCUUUUAAUAUUGCUUCAUUUAUAGUGUAUAUCACAAGUCAGGGUUCUGUUAUCACAGUAAACGUUAUAAUUAUGGCAGCAGGGAUUUCAAAGAGGCCAUUUAAAACAACUAGUGAAACAGGGCUUUGUGUCCUCCUUUCAUCCCCAAUUUGUAUAAACUUGUGAUUUAUCCCCAGAAACAGCACAUCUUAACAGCACAAAGUCUUUUUAAUGUGUCCUAUUUCUCAGUAGUCAGUUAAAUAAUGUUUUUUGCUUGUUUGUUUGUUUUUUUUUUUGCCAUGUUUUUAUAAAUAUUGUUUGUGUGUAAUUUAAGCAUUGGGGAUAUUUAAACGGGACUGGUGUUGGGGGGUUGGAUUAUAUCUCUUUUACAUUUUCUGUAUUUCAGUGGUUCUGCACACACAAAUACACACAUACACAUUAUGUUGCAAGUUUCUUUCAGUUUAUUGUCAUGUUCUCUUUCUUCUUUCUUUCAACAAGCCCUAGUGUGACCAAAAUGUAUGUGACAGUUCACACAGUAACAAAAAUCACUGAUACUAAUAUUCAGCUUGGUCAUUGGUAAAUUGGAGAGAUGAUUACUGUGAUUUCUGGCUGGUGUCUUGGUUGUGCAAAGAUGGAGGAUUCAAUUCCCAAACGCAUUUUACAUGUUGUAAAAGUAUAGUUAUUUGUAAUAUUAUUUGAAGAGUUUGGUUGAGUUUGUAAGGUGGUGGGAGCACUGGAUUCUAAAAUUUAGGAGAAAAAAAGAUCUGGAGAUGCUAAAAGAACCAGGGAAAGAAGAUGAAACUCAACAUAAAGCUGCAGGGAUUGAUUUCACCAGAUUAGUGUUAUUCAGAAGGUGCAAGAUGAACAAUGCUCCAGCCAAUAAGCUCAUGGAUUGAGAACAAAUUACUUUACUGGAUAGGUUUGUGGUUUCCAGUUCAUAUCUGGUGUCUCAGUUCAUCUCCUUAGGUGCUAAUAUAUUGUAUGCUGUAUAUUAUAUUGGGGGUUUUUUUAUUAGCAGAACCACAGUACAUUGAUGCAACAGAAAUCUGCACAGCUUGGAUCUUAAGAUUGUGAUAGUUCUAACUGGGAUUUUGAUUUUGGAAUCAAAUUCUAAACAAGAUUUUUUUUUUUUUUUGCUGCUAUGCUGGGUUUUUUAAAGAGACUGAUUUAGCUUGUUUGAACGUAUAGGUCUGAUGCCAAAAAUCAGGAUAAUGUUGAUCCCACUGGAGGCAUGAAUAUGUUAUUAAGCAGUGUACAAAUGUGGGAUUUGAAAAUUGAUCUUAUUUAAACUUAGUCUGUCACCAGCAUCCAGGGGUGUUAUGUUUGUAUCAUAUGUUUAGUUGUGUUGAGCCAUCCAUUAGAGUGAAACGAUUGUAUGUGAUGUCGUGGUUCUAGGUGUGAAGGAACGAAAUGAUUCUCUAUCUGCCAGUAGAGAUGACUGAGAGAGAAUUGUCUUCAGAAUGAUUACUGUACUGAUGAAGAUGGUGAUGAUGGCAAUAGUGAUGAUGACACUGGAUUGAUUUGAUGAAACUACCAGCACACACAUAAACACUCACACAAAUACACACACACUCCACCACCAUCAUCACUCUGAGCCAUAAUUCUUCGCUCUUUUACUUUUCACCAAUAUCAUUUCACUAUUUUAUUAUCAACUUUUAAUCUCUGAAACUUUUUAAAUGUGAAAACAUUUACUUAGAAAAAAAGAUGGUUUUUUUUCUUUUUUGUAGGCAGUAUUAAGCACUGUACCUACAUUGACUCUGUAUAAAGAUAUACAUAUAUGUGAAACAGUUGAAGUGAGCAGCCAGGAGAAUGAUUUCCUGUACAGUAGGUUACAGAGUCUGGAGGAGGUGGUUCAGUCCCAAUGUCCUGAGCUUCUACUUCCUAAAGAAGCUGUAUUUACACACACAUGGAUGAUAUAGGAUUUCUUUGCAAGUCUUUGCAACACAGUGAUUAUGCAAAAUGCGGAUAAGUGCUAGAAAUUGUCAAGUUUUUAGACUGCAAGAUGGUUGUCACAUUGUAGUAUAUCAAUUGGCUGAUUUGAGUAAGAGCAUCAAAAUAUCUAAAACUAUUCAUGUGCUUUGAAAAGAAUUUGGAAAAGAGACCACUAAGAGCCACUAAAGUCAUUCUCUCCAAACAUGUAUGAAAUCUAAUUUACUCCAAGAUUAUAUUGGUAAAACAAGGUUUAGACAUGUUUCUUUGUGUUGUGUAAAUGCUGCUGAAUUUGACAUAUGAAGUCAAAACAAAAAAUACCAACCAUCAUUGUCAGUGAGGGGAGACUCCACCAGACUCAUGUCCUGUUGAGUACACCAUGGCUGCGUACAGUCAGUAUUUUUAAGGGUCUAGUUUUACAGUAACAGUAUCCUGUCAUUUCAUUGCCUGACAAUGGAUGUCUUGUCAGUGUUUUUAACCUCAGAUAACAGAAAAAAAUAGUUUUUGUGCACUUAUUGACCAUUGUGAGCUCUCUCUUAUUCUUGGUGUGUAAGUGCAUUAAGAUCCCCAUUGUGGGACCUGUGUAUAGUCUUGCAGCAUUGGUUAUAACCUGAAGAAAUAACAAUGAUGAAAAUGAAUGAAUUCAUAAUAAUGAAGAUAAUCUUAUACUAGGAAAAAAAAAAGACAGUGAAUCUAGUUGUUGUUUGUGGCAUGGUUAUGCAUUCAAUGGUCAUAAUUUUAAUGAUUAAAACUGAAAAAAAAAAACAACAAAAAAAAAAAACAUUCUUUUCCACUGGCACUGUUCUGCUGUUUUUGUUUUGUUUUCCACUUUUCAGUGUGCAGUAUUGCAGUUCCUCUUGCUAAUGGUGUUGCUAAGCUAGCUCGCUUGCUCAGUUGUUUACCACCAGAGCAAUAUAUUGUAGCAGUUUGACAAAAUCAAAACGUAAAACAAGAAAUCCAUUCUCGUAAAUUUCUGGCAUACAAGUGCAUGAACCUAUGAUUGCAAGUAGUAAGUGAUAUGAUAAUGGUGUUCUUUAUUGUUUAUCCUAAUAAAGCAGAUUUGCUGA
Lates calcarifer (barramundi perch) is the source of this 5298-nucleotide messenger RNA. RefSeq names its product neuronal membrane glycoprotein M6-a. The transcript is spliced from 7 exons. Gene Ontology annotation, cellular component: axonal growth cone; filopodium; neuronal cell body. NCBI's taxonomy places the organism in Eukaryota, Metazoa, Chordata, Actinopteri, Centropomidae. Gene Ontology annotation, biological process: neuron projection development. The record is from RefSeq and is a predicted model, not a curated record. The coding region runs from base 179 to 1015 and encodes 278 amino acids.